This is a messenger RNA of Apis laboriosa (Himalayan honeybee), 1823 nucleotides long. Its product is annotated as glutamic acid-rich protein-like. The record is from RefSeq and is a predicted model, not a curated record. NCBI's taxonomy places the organism in Eukaryota, Metazoa, Arthropoda, Insecta, Hymenoptera, Apidae.
AGUGGAAUUUUCUUCUUUUCACUCAUAGUUCUUUUACUAGGGAUUUUCGUAUUAUGUCAACACUUGUUGAAGUCAUUACAAAUCAAAUUAUUAUAGAGGCGGUUCUGUGUUCGACUUUUAAAAAAGUUAACUUUUCCUGUUUAUUCAAUUAUAAAAAGUAUAAGCUUAUUUUCUGGCAGAAGAUGUCUGGUGAUGUUCAAACAAGAAAACGGAAAGAGAAAAAACGUAAAAAGGAUGAAGAAGAUAACAUUAUACCAUCACCUUCUCUGGGAAAUAUUAAUGAAAAUUUGAUAGAUAAUGUAACUAUACAUAUUUAUAAAGAAAGUACCACAGGAGGACAUUGGUGUGCUCGAAUUAUAUUCUUUAUUAUUUUAAUAAUGCUUGUGGGUCUAAUUGGUAUAGUUAUCUUUGAGCAUAGGGGUACUACAGAUAUCAGUACUCCAUUAGAAUCUUCUCGUUGGGCUUUUAUAUUUGAAGGAUGGGUUGAUGAUUCUGCAUUAUUAUCUAAUGAAGAAUCACAUGAUAAUGAACAAGAAACUAGAGAAAUAAAAAAGGAAACAAAAGAUGAUGAAGAUAAAAAAACUAUAGAAAUUAAAAUUUCUAAUGAAGAAGAAAUUCAAGAAGAUGAAAUAUCAAAUGAACAGACAGAGGAAGAAAAAGAAACAAUAGAUGAAAAUGAAUCAAAUGAAGAACAAAAUAUUUUUCAAAGUAAAGAAGAAGAAUUAAACCAUGAAUUUGAAGACAGAGAACAACAAGAAGAUAUAUUGGAAGAAGAUAUUACAUCAGAAGAAUUUGAUGAUAUUAAUGUGCUAGAAGAAAUAUAUAGUAUUAGUACAGAAAAAUUUUCAGAUGAAAAAAAUAUUUUAUAUGAAACAGAUAGUCAAUUUGAUAAAAUAAUAAAAAUAACAAGAAAUGAAGAUGAAAAAUUUGAAAAUUUUUUGGAUAUUCCUGGUAUUAAUGAAAUUAAUGAUGACAAUUUAGAACCUUUAGAAGAGGUAGAAAACAUAGAACCUGAAGAAUAUGUUAAUGAUAUAGAUGUAAAGCCAGAAAUAGAAGAAAUAGAAGAAGAAUCUGCUAAUGUGGCUAUGAAGUUUGGAGUUGGUGUGGCACUUAUUGUUGCUGCACAUUUUGUCCUUGUGAAACGGUGGAAUAAUGGUAAAUAUAAAAAUAAAAAAAUAGAAACAAAAGAAUUUAAAGAAGAAAAAAGAAAAAUAGAAAUAAUAAAAGAACAGACUAGUUCACAACAAAAUAAUAAAAUUGAAGAUGAGGAGGAAAAAGAAAUAGAAGAUGAAAAUGAGAGAGAGGAAGAAGAGGAAGAAUUAAUAGAAGAGGAAGAGGAAGAGGAAGAGAAAGAGAAAGAGGAAGAGGAAGAGGAAGAGGAAGAGGAAGAGGAAGAGGAAGAGGAAGAGGAAGAGGAAGUAGAAGAUGAAGAAGAGGAAGAAGAUAGAUAUAAAACCAAUGAAAAAUAUGACAAAAUAGAUGAUAAAGAAAAAGAACAAAGAAGAAUAUUAGAAAUAGAAAAUCAAAAUGAAAAAUGGAAGAGAAAACAUAAAGAAAAUAAAAACAUUGAUAAAAUGAAACAAAAAAAUCAAAUAGGAAUUGAUCAAAAAACAAUAUCAAAAGAAGAAGAAACAGAAGAAGAAAUUGAAGAUUUUGAUGAUUCUGAAUUGAUUGCAAAAUUGGAGGCUCGGUAUGGAAAACUACAAAAUGAUAAUUAAAAAGAUAGUGAACAUGAAAAAGAAAUAAUGAUCAAGAAAAAAUCAGUCCAAUAAUAUUAAAAAAUAAAAAAUAAUUUAUCAUAUUGUAUCAUAUCAUAUAUAAUA